Molecule: messenger RNA, 826 nt
Organism: Mycena citricolor
Lineage: Eukaryota; Fungi; Basidiomycota; Agaricomycetes; Agaricales; Mycenaceae
Source: the annotation of a GenBank genome assembly
CGGCAAUCGAACACAUCAACGACGAAGAAGUGUUAUCUUCACCCACAACGGAUCCCGCGUAGCCAACAACUCAUCUCGGAUCCCUGCCGGCCACGAUUCGUAAUUCACACCAGGCAUCUUCUCAAACCGGAACACUUUCAUCACGGGCCCGAUCGAGAACGGGAUGAACCCAGCGAGAUUGUGCGUGAAUCUGUGGGCUUCUGCCGGCAACCACCGGUCGGGAUUGAACUCCUCCGUCUGAGGAAAAAAGCACUCGGGCCGUCGGUGCAUAGCGUACGGGGGUAUGCAGAUGUUGGUGUCAGGCGGGAUGAACCUUCCCCCGACGACUUUGCCGCCCGUUCUCGUCCCAUUCGUCAAGACCGGUGGAUGAAGUCGCAGAGUUUCAUUUCUAACCCGCAAUCAGAACGCGACGGGACAGAGAAGAGAAUCCACGCACAAGCACGCUGCCAAGUAAUGCAGCUGGGGAUGCCUGCUGGUGUUAUAAACAACUUCCGUCUUGUAUACAUCCAAAAUCUCUUUCUGGAGUCGGCUGUAGCAAUCCGGAUUGCACAACAGGAACCAGAAAAAGCUACUCAGUGUGGCAGCGAUAGUAUCAGCACCCGCCAUAAUCACGGAUUCCCCAUCGACAGCUUCGAUCUCGGUCUAGAUGAGUUAGAAUAUGGCGAUCAAAAGAGCCACUAUGAAACUGACUAGAUAAUGCAGAAAGUCCUUGGCCCAGAUUGUCUCCUUUGCCGUUCUUUGAGUCAGCAAAGAUUCGGUAAACGGCUCGAUAUCAGACGACAACAGUCGCAUAGCCCAGGGAAUGUGACCUAGCCAGUUUCGUCGA